AUGACUCCGGUUUCCAAAGAUCAGUUGUUUACUGAUGACACUCCGGUUUCCAAAGAUAAGUUGUAUACUGAUGACACUCUGGUUUCCAAAGAUAAGUUGUUUACUGAUGACACCCCGGUUUCCAAAGAUAAGUUGUUAACUGAUGACACUCCGGUUUCCAAAGAUAAGUUGUUUACUGAUGACACUCUGGUUUCCAAAGAUAAGUUGUUUACUGAUGACACUCCGGUUUCCAAAGAUAAGUGGUUUACUGAUGACACUCUGGUUUCCAAAGAUAAGUUGUUUACUGAUGACACUCCGGUUUCCAAAGAUAAGUUGUUAAUUGAUGACACUCCGGUUUCCAAAGAUAAGUUGUUUACUGAUGACACUCUGGUUUCCAAAGAUAAGUUGUUUACUGAUGACACUCCGGUUUCCAAAGAUAAGUUGUUAACUGAUGACACUCCGGUUUCCAAAGAUAAAGAUAAGUUGUUUACCGAUGACACUCCGGUUUCCAGAGAUAAGUUGUUUACUGAUGACACUCCGGUUUACAGAGAUAAGUUGUUUACCAAUAACACUCCUGUUUCCAAAGAUAAGUUGUUUACUGAUGACACUCCGGUUUCCAAAGAUAAGUUGUUUACUGAUGACACUCUGGUUUCCAAAGAUAAGUUGUUUACUGAUGACACCCCGGUUUCCAAAGAUAAGUUGUUAACUGAUGACACUCCGGUUUCCAAAGAUAAGUUGUUUACUGAUGACACUCUGGUUUCCAAAGAUAAGUUGUUUACUGAUGACACUCCGGUUUCCAAAGAUAAGUGGUUUACUGAUGACACUCUGGUUUCCAAAGAUAAGUUGUUUACUGAUGACACUCCGGUUUCCAAAGAUAAGUUGUUAACUGAUGACACUCCGGUUUCCAAAGAUAAGUUGUUUACUGAUGACACUCUGGUUUCCAAAGAUAAGUUGUUUACUGAUGACACUCCGGUUUCCAAAGAUAAGUUGUUAACUGAUGACACUCCGGUUUCCAAAGAUAAGUUGUUUAUAAUCCUGGUACCUUUGAUAACUAUUUACUGA
Molecule: messenger RNA, 1041 nt
Organism: Mytilus trossulus (common blue mussel)
Lineage: Eukaryota; Metazoa; Mollusca; Bivalvia; Mytilida; Mytilidae
Exons: 2
Coding region: 1-1041 (346 amino acids)
Source: RefSeq, a predicted model, not a curated record